Etheostoma spectabile (orangethroat darter) is the source of this 4784-nucleotide messenger RNA. Its product is annotated as neuropilin-1a. Gene Ontology annotation, molecular function: vascular endothelial growth factor binding; vascular endothelial growth factor receptor activity; semaphorin receptor activity. Lineage: Eukaryota; Metazoa; Chordata; Actinopteri; Perciformes; Percidae. The record is from RefSeq and is a predicted model, not a curated record. Gene Ontology annotation, biological process: vasculogenesis; vascular endothelial growth factor signaling pathway; positive regulation of endothelial cell migration. Gene Ontology annotation, cellular component: plasma membrane; focal adhesion; axon. Bases 151 to 3009 code for a protein of 952 amino acids. The transcript is spliced from 19 exons.
CAGGAUGCUGGGGUCCCUACAACAGCCACAUCUCUCACUUUGAGACAAGAUUCGCUUCUAUUUUGCUUCUCUUUUGGACGUAACCCCCCCGGACUCUUUCCGUUUGUCUUGAUUUUCUGUACCAGAACGUCGGGGCUGUACAGUCUAAGGAUGCCUUGUGGAUUGCUAUUGUUCCUUUUCAGCCAGGUCCUCUUGGUUGCUGCGUUGACUCAGACUGAUAAAUGCGGGGGGACUAUAGAGAUCCACGCGGCGGACUACCUGACCUCCCCGGGCUACCCCAGCGCCUACCCGCCCUCCCAGCAAUGUGUCUGGGUGAUAACAGCCCCCGAGCCCGGGCAGAAGAUCCUCAUUAACUUCAAUCCGCAUUUUGAUCUGGAGGACCGCGACUGCAAGUACGACUACGUGGAGGUUUACAACGGAGGGGACCAGAAUUUUCCCAUGUUGGGAAAGUUUUGCGGGAAGAUCGCACCGUCUCCGAUCAUCUCCAGCGGCAGCCAGCUCCUCAUCAAGUUUGUCUCUGACUACGAGACGCACGGGGCGGGAUUCUCCGUGCGCUACGAGGUCUUCAAGACAGGCCCAGAAUGUUCCAGGAACUUCACAGCUCCCAGAGGUGUCGUCAAGACGCCGGGCUUCCCUGAGAAGUACCCCAACAACCUGGACUGCACCUUCAUGAUCUUCGCCCCCAAGAUGUCUGAGAUUGUGGUGGAGUUCGACAGCUUCGACAUGGAGCCCGACACCACGCCGCCGCCGGGGGCCCUCUGCCGAUACGACUGGCUGGAGAUCUGGGACGGCUUCCCCGCAGUGGGCCCCCACAUCGGCCGCUACUGUGGCCAGACGUCCCCGGGCCGUGUGAUCUCCUACACGGGCAUCCUGUCCAUGACCAUCACUACUGACAACGCCAUCGCCAGAGAGGGAUUCUCCGCCAAUUACACCAUCCGCGAGAGGAGCCUCCCCCCAGGACACGAGGAUGAGGAUUUUGCUUGUAUGGAGCCACUGGGCAUGGAGUCGGGGGAGAUUUUCUCAGAGCAGAUCACCGCCUCCUCCCAGUAUAACUCCAACUGGUCCCCUGAACGCUCGCGCCUCAACUACCAGGAGAACGGCUGGACGCCGUCUGACGACACCGUCAAGGAGUGGAUUCAGGUGGACUUGGGAUUUCUGCGAUUCGUCACAGCUAUCGGGACGCAGGGAGCGAUCUCCAAGGAGACCAAGAAGCACUACUACGUCCGCGCCUACAAAGUGGACCUGAGCUCCAACGGAGAGGACUGGGUCACCAUGAAGGAGGGCUCCAAGCAGAAGAUCUUCCAGGGGAACCACAACCCGACAGACGAGGCUCGCUCCUUCUUCCCCAAACAGACUCUGGCCCGCUACGUCCGCGUGCGCCCCAUGUCCUGGGAGCAAGGCAUCUGCAUGCGCUUUGAGAUCUACGGCUGCAGGACGUCAGAUAUACCCUGUUCAGGGAUGCUGGGGAUGGUGUCAGGCCAGAUCUCAGACGCUCAGAUCAGCGCUUCAUCGUACGCCGACCGGAGCUGGGUGGCUGAAAAUGCCCGCCUGUUGACGGGGAGAUCGGGCUGGACCGGGCAGCAAACCAAGCAGCCCUUCAGAAACGAGUGGCUUCAGGUGGACCUGGGCCAGGACAAGAUGGUGAGCGGCGUGUUGAUCCAGGGAGGAAAACACCGCGACAGGAACGUCUUCAUGAAGAGGUUCAAGGUGGGACACAGCCUGGACGGAGACGAGUGGACCAUUGUUAAGGAGGACAACACCACCAAGCCCAAGAUAUUCAUCGGGAACCAGAACCACGACACCCCAGAGCUGAGGUCCAUGGGUCCCCUGCUGACCCGCUUCGUCAGGAUCUACCCGGAGAGAGCCACCAACGAGGGCCUGGGGCUCCGCCUGGAGCUGCUGGGCUGCGAACUGGACGACAUUACAACUACAGCCCCCCCCACCACAGACAUCGUCUCCACACUUCCCAUGACCACGUUUGGAGCGACCACCACGGCGCCCAUCACCGUCCCCGGCACCACCCUGUCCCCAGACUGCGAGGAAGGACACCAGGACUGCGGCUCCGAGACCGACGCGCCCGAUGACUACAACACAGUGACGGUGGGAGGCCCCACAGCGGCCGACCCCAACAUGGACUUCAUACCAGCGUACGUGUGGUUCGCCUGCAACUUUGACUUCUCGUCAUUCUGCGGCUGGACCAGUGAGACGGGGAUGGGGGCCGAGUGGCUCAUCCAGACCAACAGGGCACCCAGCAUCCACAGAGGCCCCGCCCUCGACCACAGAGGCGGACCGGGGAACUUCAUCUACAUGCAGCUGGGGGACACAGACCCCCCGAGUAAAACAGGGGAAGAUGAAGAUGAAGGUGAAGAGGAGAAGGUGGCGAGUUUGGCCAGCCUGCCCAUCACGGCGCCGGACGCAGACCUGUGCAUGUCCUUCUGGUACCACAUGUUCGGGGAACACGUGGGCGCGCUGCACAUCAAGCAGAGGCGGGAGGCCGAGGAGGGGCACAUCAUGUGGACGCUCAGCGGUCACCAGGGCAACCGCUGGAGGGAGGGACGAGUCCUGCUGCCACACUCCAGCGUCUCGUACCAGGUGGUGGUGGAGGGCGUGGCAGACAGACACAGUGGGGGACACAUAGCUGUGGACAACAUCCAGAUCAUAGAUGGACUCAAUGCUGAGGACUGCAAGGAUCCAGAAGCUCCUACGUCUCCGCCGACUGAGAUCUUCAUCCUACCGAUAGACUCCCUCUCGCAGGAGACCAGCGAGCUGGGGGGCCCAGGCAACAUGCUGAAGACCCUGGACCCCAUCCUCAUCACCAUCAUCGCCAUGUCGGCGCUCGGCGUCUUCCUGGGCGCCAUCUGCGGCGUGGUACUAUACUGCGCAUGCUCGCAGGGCAGCAUGACAGAAAGGAACUUAUCUGCCCUGGAGAACUAUAACUUUGAGCUGGUGGACGGCGUGAAGCUAAAGAAGGACAAGAUUAACGGACAGACUAACUAUUCAGAGGCGUGAGAGGGACAGAGGGACGGAGCUGUGAUUGCUCCGCAUGGACACGUAAUGCAGUCAAUCAAGUGGGAGGAACACGGGGGCUGAAGCCACCAAUGGGACGGCAGGGUGGGCUGAAAGUGAGCCAAUGUCAUUUUUUUUCUCAGGAGCGGCAGUGGAAGGGACUGACCUGUAGGGGGCACUGUGUAUAAAGAAUCUGUACAGCGAAAGACAAAAAAGAAGAAAACUAAGAUGAUUCUAUUUGUUUUUUCAGUGUGCUUUGUUGAUUUCAUGUAAUCACAUGCUGGUGUUGAGACCAAUUCAGAUGAAAGUAUUGUUUGCGUACUUAUUGAGAGAUAUGAUUUUUUUUUUUAUUCUUUCAGACGUCAUAGUUUCACAGAAAGAACAAAGUAUGUGGAAUUAUUUUCUACUCUGAUAUCUGGCUCAUUAGCUGGCCGUGUGUGUGCGUGUGCGUGUGUGUGUGUGUGUGUGUGUGUGUGUGUGUGUGUGUGUGUGUGUAAGUGUGUGUGUGUGUCUAGUGUGUGCAUUACACUCAUGUUAAUCUGUAUACAUGAAGUGUGUGGGGUGUUGUGUAUGUGUGUGUGGUUGUGUGUGUGUGUGUGUGUGUGUGUGUGGUGUGGUGUGUGUGUCAUGUGUUAUAUUCAUAUACAUCUGCAUACAGGUGUGUGUGCCGUGUGUGUCUAGUGGGCAUUACACCCAUGUUAAUUGAUACAUGAAGUGUGUGUGUGUGUGUGCGUGUGUGUGGUGCGGUGGUGCGUGUGUGUGUGUGGCGGUUACUAUGGGACCCGUGUCACUUCCAACAGUUGCUUUUUUUUUUUUUUCCUCCAAUUUUUCUGUUGCCUUGUUUUUCGGCUGGUGUUCCGUCCGUCCAGGGUUCCUAUACACACACACGUGAGGAAAAGUCCGGAAACUUUACCAGUUUGUGAUUAUACAACUACAAAUUGUCAUGUUGCAGUAGUAUACUGUCGAACAGCACGUGUGUCUGUGUGGAUCUGAAGGUCUUCUCGCCCCCAUGACAGUCGUAAAGACACACAUUCAAAUGUUAAAAUCCAAGUUGAGCAGUCAUGGUUUUGGAAAGCUUUGGAAAAUGAUGGAAUUUCAGAAUAGAACAUGUGUAGGAGCCCUGAAUGCCUCAUGUUCACGGCACAUGACACAUCCAACAUAUUGUACAUAGCUUUUAAUAUAUUUGAGCGCCCCUUUUUCUAUAGAAAAAGACACCAGUGCCGCAGUAUCCUUUCUAUGUUGGAAACUCGCCCCAUUGUACAGAAAACUAUUCCUUUUAACAGGCAGAGACACAAACCUGUUGUAUGCGUUUCUUUUGCAAAUGUGAUCACGCUUUUGUGUGAUUUAUCUUUUUGUUGUCGUUGUUUGGUUUGUGCUCGGGAACAGGAGGGUUUCUUCAACGACGGAAAUGGAGAUUAUGGAGGGAUGCCUCAGAAAUGCCUCAUGGGAAACAGUGUUUUUGUACAGGGUAAAACGGACCACCUCAGUUACCACUGGGACGAGGGCAGCUAGCCGAGGAUGGAUCAUUCAUGGGAUGUUUUCAUCACUAGCAGCUAACGUUUCUCACUGGCACACAAAGAGACGGAACCUUGGAUCGGAAGUGUGUCCAGGCGCCAGGAAGACUGCCAUCAGCAUCUUUUUAUUGAGGCUGACGGGACGUGGCGGACCCUGCUAACUCUUACUACCCUAACUAUGAACUAAUGUUAGCCAUGACGAUGCUGUCAGUGUUUUUAUCCUGUGGCGACUAUCAGAGAAGGAUCAAAAUGACGUUUAAAAAA